AUGGCGAAAACCGGUCGUGCGGGUUGUCAGAACACGGCAUGCAAGAAAGCAGGAGUUAAGAUUCAAAAGGGCGAAUUUAGGAUGGGGACUCUCGUGACUAUCAAUGAGCACACAUCAUGGAUGUGGAAGCAUUGGGGAUGCGUCACUCCUGCUCAAAUCAAGAAGCUCCAAGAUCAAGUCGGGCCGCUUGAGGACUUGGACGAGCUCGAUACCGACCUUGAUCGCAUUAUCGAUGGCUACGACGAGAUUGACGACGAAUCGCGUGAAAAGAUCAAGUUUGCAUUGGAGCAUGGCCAUGUCGCCGAUGAAGACUGGAAUGGUGAACCUGAAUUUAACCGUCCAGGAAUGAAAGGCAUCAACAGACGCACUCCGAAGAAGAAGAAAGCUGCGGAUGGUGAAGACGUUGCUGCAGAGAAUGAGCAGACUCGUUCAAAGCCCAAAGCGAAGCGAGGACGAGGUAAGAAAGCCACGGAUAAAUCAGAGGAUGAAGAAGGCAUGCCCGUGUCGCCGGCAGCCAGGAAGAAAGCCGCACGUCGCAAAAUCAAAGAUGAAGAUGAAGACGGCCAGCCUAACGAGUCGGGGCUUCCAAAGGGGGCCGGAGGGAGGAAACGCAAAGUCUCUGUGAAGGGGGAAGAUAGUGAAGAAGAAGCAGCUCAGAAACCGGUCAAGAGGUCACACGCCAAGAAGGUAGAGGCUGAGGAAAGAGAGGUGGAACUGGUGGAGCCGGUCAAGCGAGAGAAACCGCGAAGGACAACGAAAGCAUCUCGGGAUGCCGAUAAAGGUGAUGAAGAUGUUAAGCUAUACAUUCAACAGAGCGACGAUGGCGUCAAGGCUCCCACCCAAAAAAGCCAAGUCACCGCCAAACGUGAACGAACCAAGCCUGGUCGCAAAGGAAAAGCUGCUCAGCAUGAAGAGCCUCGGGAUGCAGAUGAAGAUGCGGACCACGCUCCGAUCAAAGCUCAGACAAGACCCGAUGCAGAUGUCGAGACAGAGGAUGAGGACCACGCUGAUAACACCCCCACUGCGAUCCCAGAAGGCUACAUCGGUGCUCUUCGUCAAGAUGAUCUGAAUGCUGGUCGAACAACCAUGGCAGCGGCGGAUACCACCAUGGAAGAAGGCGAUCUCGGCAAAGGCCAAGCAGAAGCUGCGCAGCAUGCAGAAGAAAUCAAGGGAAAGACCACCAAAGGCACCAAAGGCAAAACCGGCAGAGCCAAGAAGACCGCUAAGGGUCGAGCCAAAUGA
This is a messenger RNA of Cladophialophora bantiana CBS 173.52, 1242 nucleotides long. RefSeq lists its product as uncharacterized. NCBI's taxonomy places the organism in Eukaryota, Fungi, Ascomycota, Eurotiomycetes, Chaetothyriales, Herpotrichiellaceae. The coding region runs from base 1 to 1242 and encodes 413 amino acids. Gene Ontology annotation, molecular function: DNA binding; zinc ion binding. The record is from RefSeq and is a predicted model, not a curated record. The transcript has 3 exons.